AUGCACUCCCAUGGUUGGGCCAUGGAGAAAGCCCAUUACUACAGCAAAAAUCUAUAUAAAGCUGCAAACGGCAGUCGAUGGGUUUGGAAGUGUCCGGAAUUAGCAGUUUUGGGAUUUUGCGAGCAUGGACUGGAGUUUGAGGAAGCGCCUGGACUUGCAUACAAGGGCAAAUUCUUUCGUCACUUUGACGACCAAAAUAAGAUGGUUAAGAAGUUCUACAUACCAGGAACUGUGACUGGAACUGUGAAGGGCCAGAAAGCAGCGGAGGAAAUAGCGAGAAUAGAGGCGAGAAGUAAGGUAAAAAUUAAGGCGAGAAAAAAGGCAGAAAAGAGACGCCGAAAAGAAGCGUGGCUGGCGUUAGUGUCAACAUAA
Molecule: messenger RNA, 372 nt
Organism: Botrytis sinoallii
Lineage: Eukaryota; Fungi; Ascomycota; Leotiomycetes; Helotiales; Sclerotiniaceae
Exons: 1
Coding region: 1-372 (123 amino acids)
Source: RefSeq, a predicted model, not a curated record